AGUUGCGAGCUAUGAACAUCGAGUGGCAGAAGGAUUGCCGCCACAAAAUAAAAAACAUUUGAAAGCACUUCCACAGUAUGCUGCAACUGAAGGAAGCGAAGAAAGUGAGCAGCCCGCACGACUGUGUAUCAGAGGCGCAGUUCAUGCAGUUCACGAAGAAGCGGCUAAAGGAGGCAUUGGAGCAGCGUUUUGGACCUGACGUCCUCACACCUGCUGAGGAGCGGCUGAAGAAAUCGGACUUUGUCGCUGUCGUCAUGCGAAAGAUGUACCCCUACGGAUCGAGGUUGAAUCCUCGAGCAUUGGAGACCGAUCUAGAUGGCUUGAUAGAGUAUCAUGCGCAUGAGGUUGGGAUGUGGUUCCUCCGCGCUUGCCAGCUGUGCAGGGACGAGGGCGGAGACGCCGACAGUCUACACGGCGACAUCAUGUUGGUCGCCGAUCAUUGGGCUGGUGAUCAUUCAGGAUGUGUGGAUGGUAGGGAGGUUCUCUGCGAGAAGGCCGGUGGGCGUGCACGAUUGCCUUUGUGUAGCCGCACGAACACGGUCUACGAGCUCGUUCUGCGUGUUCUCGAUAAACAAUGCAGCACUAACAUCACGCCGUACUACGUCGAGUUUCGGCACACAUCGGCGGUGGAGACUUUUCAGAGCACCAUCAUUAUCUAUGCGAAGAAGUCGGUGCAUUUCGAAAAGUUUUUAUGUGCACGUUUGUCGAUCGCAGUGAUUCGUUGGAACAGUCAAUGCUGGCGCGACCCGGUCGGGUAUGUUGCUUGCAUUGCUGUGGACACUUCCAUACGUGCGAGACCAGGCUUCCAUCGACACUACGUUCACGAGGCGAUCGACUGUUGGGAGGACAGAUUGGCGGCGUCAGUGUUCGGUUCGGCUCAUGUUUCAGACUGGGCUCGAGAGCUUCUACGGCAUGAGGUUUGUCCUUAUGGAGCCGGGCCAUUGCCGCGUGAUUUGUUCGUCAACGGUGGGGGCGACCCAGUGGAAGUCGUUGAUGAUGAUGCCUCGGAUUCCGACCAUGAGGCGGUGGGAGAGAACCGUGUUUUCAUCAUCGGUCACGUGGAGGACGAUGCGGUGCCUGCAUGCGAUGAUUGGGUCCAGAUAUCGAGCUCCGAAUCUGAGGAUGACGAUAUAGAGUUGUUCAGCGUUUGACUGGUUGAAUGGCUUUAUCAUUGACCUGACAUCG
This is a messenger RNA of Chara braunii, 1185 nucleotides long. The record is from the annotation of a GenBank genome assembly. Lineage: Eukaryota; Viridiplantae; Streptophyta; Charophyceae; Charales; Characeae.